AUGAUGAAUGAUCCAUUUGUUGGAGUUGCAUUAGCUUCUUUCGAUCUGGCUUGCGGAAUACAAAUUCUUGAGAAAUGGUUUGCAAAAGGUGAUCCUGCAGAAGGAUCUCUUGAAUCUCUCUUCAGAUUACUUCUUGCAAAUGUUCAUAGACAAAAAGAUAAUGCAUAUUCAUCAUAUGUAACAUCAAUUAUUGAAUUACAAAGCUACAAUUGGUAUGUUGUUGCUACUCUUUUCUCAAUUACACAAAACCAGAGAAAAACCUUUUACGCAUUAACACUAAUUUUAGAUACACACCAUAUUCCUAAUUACAGGAACUCCAUUAAAAUUCUGUCACAACACUCAUUAUACCUUGCAGCUGCAGCGAAAUCCUCAUUUACGAAUAAUUUUCCCUUGAAGAAGUUAGAAAGAUUCAUACAACCAAUCCAUCAACAAUGCAUUGAUUACUUUUCAUCAUCGAUUGAGCAAAUUCCAGAUUUUGAAAUCUUUCCAGGCGAUUUACGUUUUUAUUCGCUUGUUCUCUCUUCUCACUUAGCGACACAAGUGAUAACUAUAAUUGAAUCCGAUGAUGAUACAGAAACAUACAAACUCGCCUCCUUUUUGGCGAACUUUUUACUUCCGAAUCAACUUAUUCACUCUUCUCUUAAGAUUAGUGACAAAAUUACACCAGGAUUAUUCCUACAAUGCGUUUCCAAGCAGAAAACAGACAUAGUUGACAUAUUCCUGGCUUCAGCACACCCAAUAACAUACGUCAGAAUGUCAGAAAGGAAAAUCUUUACUACAUCGGCACCAGAAAAGCAUCUCCCUGCGUACAAACAAGCAACGGAAGCAUCUUUCCUCGAAGAUAUCACUAAAAGGAGGAGAUUAACAGCGAUCAAAGCUCAAUACAAGAAUCAGAUCAUAGAAAUAACAGCUCCAGCACCAUGGAUAUCUACAAUGCUGUUAAUAGUGACACAGAUGCCAGAAACAUGUCACAGUUUGCUUUGUAAAGAGCAUUUCGACGUAAUAAUGCGAAUAACAUUCGAACUUAUCAAUCUUAUCGAUGAGAAGACGUACAAAGGAAUUAAUUCACUGACACCUGAAAAUAUUGGAGAGAUAAUCAAAGAACUAAAAUUUACUGGAAAAGAUGACUUCAUCUUCUUCGCUUCUUUGGCUCAGAUGUUCGAACCAGCUAUAUCACGUAAGAUACCACUUAGUAGGCGUUAA
This is a messenger RNA of Trichomonas vaginalis G3, 1203 nucleotides long. RefSeq names its product guanine nucleotide exchange c9orf72 family. The transcript has a single exon. Bases 1 to 1203 code for a protein of 400 amino acids. The record is from RefSeq and is a predicted model, not a curated record. Gene Ontology annotation, molecular function: guanyl-nucleotide exchange factor activity. Lineage: Eukaryota; Parabasalia; Trichomonadida; Trichomonadidae.